Molecule: messenger RNA, 2455 nt
Organism: Gadus macrocephalus (Pacific cod)
Lineage: Eukaryota; Metazoa; Chordata; Actinopteri; Gadiformes; Gadidae
Gene: nsg2
Product: neuronal vesicle trafficking associated 2
Exons: 5
Coding region: 242-802 (186 amino acids)
Biological process (GO): endosomal transport; G protein-coupled dopamine receptor signaling pathway; clathrin coat assembly
Cellular component (GO): membrane; endosome
Molecular function (GO): clathrin light chain binding
Source: RefSeq, a predicted model, not a curated record
GUGGGUGGUGGAGGGCUGCUGUUGACAUCAGGGGCUGGGCGGUACGCUGUGAGGCGGUCCGAUGCGAGGAGCCACCAGCCAGCCAGUGCAGUCUGGCUCCCGCAGCAUCAGCAUUACCACGCAGCAGCUCCUCCUCUCCUGCUCCCUGAGUCGCGUUUGAUCCGUUAUCUUCACACUACAUACUGCCGCAGGAGACCCCACCACCCACUCCAUAGGAAACCGAGGGAUUAUUCGGAGAAACAUGGUGAAACUCGGAAGUAAUCUUCAAGACAAAGGGGCCAAGCCGGUGAGCGUGGAGGAUGGUUUCCAGAACGUGCCCCUCAUCACUCCGCUGGACGUGGGCAGCCUCCAGUGCCAAGCACCUGACAAGGUGGUGGUGAAGACUCGCACGGAGUUCCAGACAGAGAAGAAGAGGUUGAAGCCCCCAAAGGUGGAGGAGUUCACCAUCAGCUUCACGGACAGCGUGUCGGAGCGACUCAAGGUCACCGUUCUGAUCAUCCUAGCCCUGGCCUUCCUGGCCUGCAUCGUGUUCCUGGUGGUGUACAAGGCCUUCACCUACGACCACGCCUGCCCUGAUGGAUUCAUCUACAAGCACAAGCGCUGCAUCCCGGCCUCGCUGGAGGCCUACUACGCCGCCCAGGACGCCAACUCCAGGGGCCGCUUCUACACGGUGAUCAGCCACUACAGCAUGGCCAAGCAGACCACCUCGCGCUCCAUCUCCCCCUGGAUGCCCGGAGGCGGCGGUGCGGGCGCGGUGGCCGGGGCGGAGCACCACGACCCCAAGCCCCCCAACGCGAACUAGAGCGGCUAAACGGGGGGAAAGGGGAACCAUUUUAGAGGAGAACCGGCCGAGUUAGCGUUCAAAAUACAUGGAGGUAGUGUUUUCAUUUGUUUUUGAUUGUUUUUUUGAUGGGCUGCUAAUUAUUGAUUAAUCACCCAUUUUAUUUGGGUUACUUGAAAUAUAGAAUCAAUGACAUUGUGUUGUUUAACAAGCAUUUACCCGUGUACUUACUGAAUGAUAUUAAUAUUGAAUCAAUAGUUCUCCUUGAUGAGUUCAACUGGGUAAAUUCAUAUUUAAAAAUGAUGCACGUAAUCAAUGUCAAUACUAAAUAAGAACAUAAGCCUACUCAGGCUAAGGCCUGCAAUCGUAAAAUACUGUAUAACAUUUAAUGACUGAAGUGAUUAAAUAACCAUGUAAUUAACGGCUAUGGAAGGUUGUUAAUUGAUAGAUCAUACAAUAUAAGUAUAUAAAAUUGAAAAAAAGUGUAAAUGAGUAAUUAGCAGCCUGCAUUACCGAGAUGAAUAAAACACACGUUUAACAAAAGAGACGCGUUCAUAUAGAACAUUAAUGCGCACAUACAACUUUAUAUAUUACAAAUGCAUGCACAUUUAAACACACACACACACACACACACACAAACACGUGAGGGGGAUCACAUCUUCCCAUCGAGAAUAACAUUGCCUGCUGACACACAUACACAGACACACAAACACACACACUGAACCAAACUAUUCUCCAUGGUUUCUGAUCCCUGUUGUCCAACUAUGAGUUUAUUUAAUGUCUAUAAUAUUUGUUUCCUGUAAUGUGUGGAUGUUUUAUGGUCCACUAAAGAAGCAUGAAUCAGUGCUGGAUUUCAGUUGGUCUCUUAGAAGUAGGAUUCUGCAGAGUGAGUCGUUUGAAGUGUUUUUUGGUGUACAAUUCGUAUGUUUAUUUAUAUUUAGAUUAAAUCUAGUUCCCAAAUGUACAAUAUCAGAAGACAUAUUGAUAAAAAGACACUGUCCAAUCUGUUUUCGCCCUUCAGCUAAGAUACUUACCUGUGCAGUCUUGUGUUAGUGUUGGCCAUCUUUACAUUCUUGUUAAAAACCUGAUCAAACGUUAUCGUCAAACCCAAUGUCAGACAUCACCCUCCCUGUCCCGUGGGCUCGUCUGAGCUCAGCGGGCCGUAAGUUUAACGCUCAAGCUAGUCCAGAUUUCCCCAAGUUCCAUACUAAAGCGUCCGAUCUCCAAAAAGCCCUCCAGUUGUACAUAAUCAGAGCUUCAGAUCCCCACCCGUUUCAUGACAGGCUAGCUUGUUCUUUUUCAAGAGCGACUGCUUUUAGCUUUUGACCUGAGUUGCUAAUCUGGGGCGUGACAGACAGAGAGGACCCGCCCCCAUGCAGGGGAAAGAGAGGCCCUCACCCUCCGUCACCGGGCCCCUAAAGCUCCUUCAGUUCUGCUCAAACGGCGCCCACCUGCCAGGGCAAGCCUCAGGCUCUGCUUUGUUGUUUCUUUUGAUUUCAAGUUUUAGGUUCUGAGUUGUCAUAUUUUGAAUGGGUUUUCACAGACGCUUUUCUGAGAUAUCGUAAUGUUGUUAGGCGAGUUGAUAUGUAGCGAGUAGUGUUAUCUAUCAGUGUGCAUUCCUGUUCCCACACAAGGUUUUUGGAAUUCAAAAAUAAAACAAAGCUGGGAUCUGUU